This is a messenger RNA of Centruroides sculpturatus (bark scorpion), 1539 nucleotides long. RefSeq lists its product as uncharacterized. Lineage: Eukaryota; Metazoa; Arthropoda; Arachnida; Scorpiones; Buthidae. The transcript has a single exon. The coding region runs from base 598 to 999 and encodes 133 amino acids. The record is from RefSeq and is a predicted model, not a curated record.
UAAUAAAAUACCUAGCUUAAAUCAUUAUGAGUGUUUUUUUUAUCACAUAAAAAAUAGAAACAGUAGCUACCAAGCAAACUUUUUGAACAUGUAGCAAAGCAAAUGGGAAGUAAAGUCUCCUAAUAUUAAAUAAAAUAUAAAAGCCAAUAUGUAAUAAUACAAAUAUAGUUGUCCCUUGAGUUAGUGGACAAAAUACGAAAACCACACAGCGUUUCUGGAUAUGCAAAAUCACUGAACAUGGGGGAAAACAGUCUGCGAUACUUUACUGCUGAAGAUUUUCUGAGCAUAAGUUCAACAGUAUACUUGCAUCUUUGAAAUUUUCUGUGCACAGAAAGCAUCUGAUUUUGGGAGUGCCACCAAACUGGAUGUUGAAAAUGGAGCUGAAGCAGGAGCAUUUCUGAGCAAUGAUGUUUUAUGACUUUAAAUCUGGUUUGUCAUAAUCCCAAUGCCUCCACUGUUUGCAAGCAGCAUUUCCUUACUCUUAUCCAUCCAGAACACAAGUGUUCUUCUGGUGGUUAGGAGAAUUUAGACAUGGCAGAAACAGUCAUAAAGAUGAAGAAAGAAUCAGUCAACCUGAAACUGCAGUGAUUCUGGAAAAUGUUUCACAUUAAGAAACUGCUUAGAGAAGACUUGUAUAAAGAUAUAGAGUACACUUUUGGUAUUGGAUUGGCAGCAAUGAAUGAUAUCUUGCACAAUCAUCUUCACAUCAGGAAGAUUGUAUCUUGGUGGGUGCCUCAUUCUCUAAUUAAACAGCAAAAAGAAACUCAUGUGGAAUGGUGCCACUAUAUGAUGGAAAAUUUUCAACAAGGAACUUCAAAAUGUGUGGGACAUUCACUGGUGACAAGACCUGGAUACCAGUAUGACUCUGAAAGCAAUACACAGUUGACAGUUUGGGUCUUCUCUGAUGUAGCACCACCUGUCAAAGUCAAAUGUCUAAGAAUUGUUGGUCAGAAAAUGGUAGCAGUAUUCUUUGGAAGACAGGUCAUGUUGUCACCAUAGCCUUGAGGAUCAGAAGACAGUUAAUGCUGAGUGGUACAUCACCAUUACUUUUCCUUGAAUCUUUCAAGAAAUCUGCAGACAGCACUUUAAAGCAGGUCUUUGUGGAUUCUUUCUCUACUAUGACAAUGCAGCAGUGCAUACUGCAGUGAGAACACUGGACUACUUGAGUGACUCCAGAGUGCAAUUUGUCACCAAUCCACCUUAUAGUACAGAUUUUGCACCCUGUAAUUUCUUUCUGUUUCCCAAAGCCAAGGAAGUCCUCAAGGGAUGUCAUUUUGGGAGUCUGGAAGAGGCAGUUGCCGUAUACGGAGACACCUUGGCAGACAUCUCAGAAGAAGACUGGUGUCAGUGCUUCUAGAGCUAGUUCUGCAUGCAACAGUCCAUCAAGCAUCAGGGAGAGUACUUUGAGAAGAUAUGAGGAGGGACACAAAAUAACAAUAAACAAGGCUGAUGUAUCCAGAAACUUUCAGUGUCCUUGUAUUUAUCCUAAAGGAAAAAUUUAUAACCUUGUUUUAUUUGUGGAUAGAACACACUUGAAGU